GAGUGUUUCGCAGUCGGAUCGCAUGAAGCGGACAUCAAGAGAAAUGAGAAUUUAUAUUAAUCCAGAAAGCAUAAUUUCAACCAACAUGCCGGAUAAGUCCAUCCUUUAAAAAGAUAUUGGACUAGUCUUUUUUGAAGUAGCUCGCUACUGUAGCCUUUGUUGUUCCCAAGAUGACUGUAAGGGAUAAUUCAAAUUCAUCGAAAAACAAUUCCGAAACUACGAGUAACGUAGAAAAAAUGGACUGUGACCAAGAUGACCUGAGUAUGCUCUUGGCAAUGGUAAUAAAUAUACCGACACCUCCUGGCCCACAAUGUUACUGGUUAGUUUGCCAUUUGUGCCAUUGUCUACAUUUUAGUAUGAUGCCGCGUGAUUAUAGCAGACCGGAUUUUCAGUGUAGCGUAUGUUAUAAGUGGUUUCACCUGGAAUGUAUUGCUUUCAACAUAGGGAAAGCUUUGCCAUUUCUUACUGCAUACCACUUCAUGUGCAAAAAGUGCAAUGCUAUCGGAGAGGAGGUUUUUUCUAGGAAGCAGGCUAAUUUUACCGUCAUGUGUCAAACAGCUUUGGCAAAUCUAAUGCUGAGGCAUGGCGGUCGUUUAUACUUUAUGGAAUCUAAGGAACUCAUACCUUUUCUUGAGGAGUGUUGGGAAGAACUCACAACACAGCCAAGGAAGUCCAAUAAUUCAUGGUAUCCGAACAUCCAUAAAACUUUGACUAGUAGUGAUGUUUUCAAAACUGUAGAAAUGCCAGACGAUCUCUACGUGUGCUUAUCAAAUACGGACCUCACAAAAAUUGGUCCGAGUUAUGAUCGAUUUCGUGCUCUUACAAGCCAGUUGCGGACAAAUAUUACUAAACUGGGUGUCCCGUCCGCAAACAUUCCCGCCAGUGUGUCUCAAAAUCAGUCUUCGGUGUCGGGUGCUGUUUCCGAUACUGCAGAUCAGUUCCUGCAUCAUUCGUCAGCUGGCAACCAGUUUCCUUUUAGUGGUGAAAUUGAUGGUGUGGAUCAACCUACUUGGCGUAAACGCAGAUCUCCGGGUAGUAGUUUAUUCAGUGGAAUGGGUAGUUUUUCUGUAUCAUCUUUUAUGCCUGGCACGUCUUCAGAAGGCAAAAUUUCGGGGAGUAUGUCUACUACUGAAGUUUCAACGUUCCCUGGUAUGAGAGCUUCUGCGUCAUCCAAUGAAGUAAACAAUGCUUCUCCAAGUGGCUUGGUGCGUUCAACUCGCCGAGCCACUUUAACGUCUGUUCUUGGUGGGACUACUGCACUGAGUGGAGCUGCAGUUUCUGAUGAAGGACGUGUAAAGUUGAAUGCUUUGGGGUUUCCAAUAGAUCAUGCGCUAAAUAGAGAAGGAUAUCGUUACAUUUUAGUUGAACCAGACAAACAUGCUCCUGGUCGAGAGCAGUGGGAUGAAUGUGAGUUCACAGCUGGAAAGCCCAUACCUGGCUUAUUCUACCGUGUGUUUAUAUGUUCGCAAGUGGUCUUGUCUCUGAGUGAUCGUGCGAAUCACUUGAAAGUACACGAAUCUCAGUUAUCAGUUACUGGCGAUAAAGGAUACUGUAUGUCUAGAGCGACUCACAGCGUUCACUCGGGUACCUGGUAUUUUGAAGCAAUCAUCACAGAACAACCAGAAGGUUCUGCAACUCGAAUUGGCUGGUCUCAAGUGUAUGGUAAUUUACAAGCACCUUGUGGUUUUGACAAAUUUAGCUAUUCCUGGCGCUCACGUCUUGGUACUGUAUUUCAUGAAUCUCACGGUAAACAUUAUACGAAUGGUGGAUAUAAAAAGGAUGAUGUCAUUGGCUGUUUAAUACAUUUGCCGUCAACAGUUGGCCCUUUCACACCGAUAGAAAAUCAAGCUUCAAAAUCUUCCACACCUCAAUUGAUGAAUACAUUUUCUCCCAUGAUGGAUGACGUUCAUUCUAGCAUAAGUGGUACGCUGAACUCAACAGAUUCAAGGAAAUGUAAUAAUAAUUCACCUGCACCUACUUUUCUUCCUGAAACUUACAAAGACCGUCCUUUGAUCAGGUUUCGGAGUUCCUUCUACUUUGAAGAAAAAGAUGAUCCAAGUAAAGCCGAAAAAUCACUGCGUCCACUACCAAAUAGUAAGAUUGUAUUUUAUCGUAAUGGUGAGUGUAUGGGAACAGCUUUCACGAAUAUCUACGCAGGUAGUUAUUAUCCAGCAAUAUCAAUAUUCAGGGCAGCCACAGUUUCUGUCAAUUUUGGUCCAUCCUUCAAACAUCCCCCAAAUGAUUUUCCAGAUUGGCAACCGAUGUCCGCUCGUGUUGUAAGCGCUUCUGUUGAACAGACUCUUUCCGAUUUGAUCUAUUUAGUAGAAAAAGAAGGAUUUAUUGAAAAGACACUCAAUUCAUGUGGUCCGAGAUUCCGUUAACUGUUUAAAGAAAUCAUUACUAUAAUAUAUGACUUUAUUAUAAACUAUAUAUAUUCCAUCUCUUGUGUUUCGAGAAACAACAUAUUUUUACCUUGAAUUCAUCAUCCAUCCAUGCUGUUGUUGACAACAAACUGAAUGAAGUACAUUCAUGUCAGGUUUUUGCAGUAUUCUCAUUUGCAAAUCUCAUGAGUUUAUGUACAAUUAACUUUUAGCUAUAUAUUAUUAUUAUUUGGUUUUUUGACGCACUUUUUUAUCUUUGUGAAAUGUUGUAGCACGUAACAGUAUUUAUUGUACAGAUGUAUAUGUAUAUGUGCACUUCUCUCUUUCUUUCUAUCCAACCUCACUGGAGGAAUAUGAAUACUGCAUAAAAAUAAAAUGAAGGGAUAUUUUAACCUUUCAAAACUUCAUUGUUGUGUGUGUGUGUGUCGAAAUUUGUUUGCUUUGUUUUUGUUUUUUGUGGAAACUGUCAUUUUAGUGGUGUACUGUUUCAAUAUUUCUUUUUGUGCACAAGUCGAUUGCUUGUCAUCUCUUCGGUUACACUAUCAACUAUAAUAUGGUGGAAUCCUUGCAGUACCUGGCUGGCUGUUUCACACAUCUAUGUAAUAUGUGAUUAGCUGUUCGUAUUUAUUUGAUGAUUGUGUUCACUAAUUUGAUUAGGAUUACAAAUUCCAAUGUCUCGUUCACUGACGAGAAUAUAUACACUGCAGUUUUCUACGUUUGUUAACAAAUCGAAAAUAUUUGAAAUAUUUUGAAAGUACAAUGUUGUUACCACUGUUCUCUGUCAGCUUCUUUCAACAAUGAAUAAAAAAUAAAGUGUUGGCCUAUUGAUUCGUUUAGUUGUUUUUUUUCAUUCCUUUUGCGUUUCGAGUGGAACAUAUGUCUUCAAGCUUAUAAAUCUCAGUGACGCUGGUAGACUGACUGGCUGACUGGGUUCAACAAAGAACUUUUCACCGAUGUGCAGCUGGUCGAGCUGCUACACUCCAUGUAACACACAAAGCAAGAGAAGAAAGUA
Trichobilharzia regenti is the source of this 3393-nucleotide messenger RNA. The record is from the annotation of a GenBank genome assembly. Lineage: Eukaryota; Metazoa; Platyhelminthes; Trematoda; Strigeidida; Schistosomatidae.